Molecule: messenger RNA, 2588 nt
Organism: Labrus mixtus (cuckoo wrasse)
Lineage: Eukaryota; Metazoa; Chordata; Actinopteri; Labriformes; Labridae
Gene: nle1
Product: notchless homolog 1 (Drosophila)
Exons: 13
Coding region: 130-1566 (478 amino acids)
Biological process (GO): Notch signaling pathway; ribosomal large subunit assembly
Cellular component (GO): nucleolus
Molecular function (GO): protein binding
Source: RefSeq, a predicted model, not a curated record
GCGAAAGCGUUCCCGGACUUGACUACUCCGUUUGAGCUUCGAGCAUCUUUCACUAAAAGGCUCUCCGGUUGUUUCCACGUGGGGGACUUUAACACAUCGCUAAAGACCUGGACCUGAACCGAUCAGAAGAUGAAUAGUGAGGACGUGGAGCGGCUGUUGAUCCAGUUUCAGGACGAGAAUGGGGAGGUUCUUGGUUCCCCCUUUGAUGUUCCUCUGGACAUCACUCCAGAUAAACUACAGCUUGUCUGCAAUGCUCUGCUACAGAAGGAGGAGCCGGUUCCACUUGCAUUCUUUGUCCGUGGAGAGGCAGAGGUGGUGUCCAGUCUGGGGUUGUGUGUGAAGGCUCUUGGAGUUGAGACAGAACAGGUUCUGCCAGUGGUGUACCAGCCUCAAGCUGUGUUCAGGGUCCGAGCUGUGGCACGCUGUACCAGCACACUUCAGGGACACACAGAGGCGGUGAUCUCCACCGCCUUUAGCCCCACUGGCAAAUAUCUGGCCAGCGGUUCAGGUGACACCACAGUGCGUUUUUGGGACUUGAUGACGGAGACACCUCACCACACUGCCAGAGGACACACACAUUGGGUGCUGACCAUUGCCUGGUCACCUGAUGGCAAGAAACUGGCUUCAGGGUGCAAGAACAGCCAGAUCUGUCUGUGGGAUCCAGUGACGGGUACACAGAUGGGUAAGACUCUGACAGGACACAGCAAGUGGAUCACUUGGCUCAGCUGGGAACCUCUUCAUCUAAACGCAGAGUGUCGGCACUUGGCCAGCAGCUCUAAGGAUGGCUCCAUACGUAUAUGGGACACGGUGUUGGGACGCUGUGAGAAGAUCCUGACCGGUCACACACAGUCAGUCACAUGUGUGAAGUGGGGAGGAGACGGACUUCUCUACACGUCUUCACAGGACAGGACGGUCAAAGUGUGGAGAGCUAAAGACGGCGUCCAGUGCAGGACUCUGCAGGGACACGCCCACUGGGUGAAUACACUGGCUCUCAGCACAGACUACGUCCUGCGAACUGGAGCGUUUGAACCUGCAACUGCCACCAUCAACCCCCAAGACCUAACAGGAUCAUUGGACGAGCUGAAGGAGAGAGCUCUGGAGCGAUAUACUAAAGUCAGGGGUCAGGCUCCAGAGCGCCUCGUUUCCGGCUCGGAUGAUUUCACUUUGUUCCUGUGGAACCCUGCAGAAGACAAGAAGCCUCUGGCCAGGAUGACGGGCCACAGCGCUCUGGUCAAUGAGGUGCUCUUCUCCCCAGACACCAGGCUCCUCGCCUCCGCCUCGUUCGAUAAGUCCAUUAAAAUCUGGGACGGACGCACCGGAAAGUACCUGAUGUCCCUGCGUGGACAUGUGGGGUCCGUGUAUCAGGUGGCGUGGUCUGCAGACAGCAGGCUGCUGGUUAGCGGCAGCAGUGACAGCACACUUAAAGUUUGGGACGUCAAGACCGGAAAGUUAAACAUGGACCUGCCAGGCCACGCUGAUGAGGUUUUUGCAGUGGACUGGAGUCCUGAUGGACAAAGAGUGGCCAGUGGCGGGAAAGACAAAUGUCUUAGAAUAUGGAGAAGGUAACCUCACCUCACUCCUCCUCACUCUAACUUUGGCAAAGGAUUUCAAAUGUACCACUGCAGAGAAGCCUGACAGCUGGAGCAGAGGUGACUGGAUUGAACCUGACCCCAAGUUUGUCUCAAGUACACAUUGGUUCGAGGAACCCCAGUCUGGUCAUGAUGCAAAUGAACUCUCCAGGUUUGAAACCCAUGAGGAAAUAUUUACAAUGUAAGACAGCAAAGGUUUUUUUUGGGGGGAGUUUUGCCAGUCAAAGCUCCACUUUAAUGUUUAAGGCAGUGUUUGCAGCUUUCACAUUAAAAAAGGGUUUUACUCGUGUACAUUUUUGUACACAUCAAGCCCUGAUCUAAAAGUGUACACUUACUUUUCAACCUAUAUUCUAGUGUCAUCAAUUAUAAAUAUGCAGACACUGUAUGCAAUAACAAAUAUUUAGCUUCAAAUUCUGCAUACAUAAUAAUGUAUAAAGAAAUCAAACCAGCUGCUCAAGAGUAAACCAGCACAGGUUGUUUCCCUCAGCAGCAUGUGUGUCCUCGCCUAAAGCCUUACCAGAUGAAUGGUAGAGCGUAACUGACAGGUGCACUGGUGGGGCGACAGGUGGGAGCACUAAUACCUUUCCUCUGUGAUGUCAGUGUCGUCCGUGCUCGCCCUGCUCGCCCUGCUCCUUCAGCCUUUAAUCUCCUCUGUCCUGCGAUCAGCAAAAGCCUCAGCCUGCUGGUUUUUUUUUCCAGCUCUUCAGUGAAGCCAAAUGUCAAGCGCUCUGAACUCUGUGGUUCUUAUCGUGUUGAGGCAAAACCAGGUCCACCAGUCCUCUUAGAAUAACCAGUAUGUUUCGUAUAUGUAACUGGGUUUGUGAAUAUUUACUAUGAAUAAAUAUUUACAUAAAAAAAUGUAUCUAAAGUUGUCAUAAACCUUUGUUUAUCCAGUGGGUGUGGCUUAUUUUUAUUUUAUUUCAGGUGGAUUGUUGUAUAUGAAUGAAUGAAACCUUUAUUGCCUCUAGGGGAAUUUGCCUUAACACAGAGAGCAUUUAA